Parnassius mnemosyne (clouded apollo) is the source of this 207-nucleotide messenger RNA. NCBI's taxonomy places the organism in Eukaryota, Metazoa, Arthropoda, Insecta, Lepidoptera, Papilionidae. The record is from the annotation of a GenBank genome assembly.
CUGAAAGCGGGUGGAAGACCGGUACUUGAAGUCCUUCAGAAGCUCUUUAAUUCCGUCCUCCAUGGUGGCAUUACACCGGAGGCAAUUACUGUAUCCUCCCCCUCUCUUCCGAGCUCGAAUAGUCCUAUGAUAUUCCAGCGCAACUUGUCUAUCUCUUCUUCCAGCUCCAGGAUCUUCUCGUCAGUCGUUAGGGUGCGUCCGUUUUAA